AUGCUUUCUACGCGCGAAGCGCGUACCGCCAAGAAGAAUGUUGCAGGACGCUCUAAGAAGGAUGAUCAAGAUGGCUCCUACUCUAGUUUGUCAGCAAAAAUUCAAGCGUGGCAAGAUUCUGCGGACAGUAGGCAAAAGCACCUCCAACAGGUCGUGAAUGGGAAAUCGUCGAUGGUACGAACCUGUAGCACCAAAACUGGUUCAGUACGCGGCGCUAGUUCCUCCACUCACAGAAAAAGUGACUCGACAACUAGUAGCGACAGUAAAAAUCACAGUUCUGGCUACUAUAACAGCGGUGACGAUGAAUCUGUGAGUGAAAUGGUGAAUGCACUCAACGAAACAGCUACCGACACGAGAAAAGAGUUUUUAACUGCACUGGUUGUAACAAGUAAAGGUCAGCUUGGAUCGAGCUCCCUAUCGAACUCUACAGAACUAAACGAAAUUAAGCAGUCUGUGGAACGUUUGCGAGCUCAGCGCACACACGUGGAGCGUCUAAGUCAACGAAAUGAAGACCUUGAACGCCAAUUAGUUGAGCAAAAGGCAGAGAACGAGACGAUGCAACGAGAAGUCUUCACUUUGCGCGGAGCUGAACAGGAAAAUGUAGCUUAUUUACAGAGUGUGAAGCUGCUGGAACAACGAGCGCAUGAACUUGAGGAAACAUGUACUGCAAAGAAGAUCGAGCUGAGAACUGUAACAAAGAAGUUAAACUGCGCUGAGCAAGAGCGGGAUGAACUUAGUCAGAAGAUCCAAGACAUUCGGCAUGACUAUGGCGAUGAAAUCAAAGCAUUGAGAGAUAAGAACAAGAAAUUAUUGCAGCUUGUCGAGCAGCUUAAACAGUCAAACGAAGCCCAGACAGACGAACAUAAACGAAUGGAGCAACACUGGAAGCAAAAGAUGAAAGCUGCAACUCGUGCAAACUCUGAAACUAUUGACUCUUUACAACAGGAACUCGAGGUAAGCUGCCAAAAGAGCAGCAAGCUGGAAGUGGAGGUGUACGAAUUGGAUAAGCAAGUACAGAAGUUACUUGCCACUACUGUCCGACAGACAACGAUAAUUGAGGAAUGCGAUCGCAUGCUAUUCGAAGCCGAAGCACAGCAGCAGCAAACCCGGACAAGUUAUGAAAUGCAGCUACAACUUUCCAGCGAAUUGAACACGAAAAAUGAGCGACUAGAACUGCAAGUAGCGUCAUUGAACCAGUCCAAAAAUUUGGAGACAAUCGAGUUGGAGAAGAAAGUGUCGCUACUUGAACGCGAAUUAGGCGAGUACAAAGAUCGCUCGAAGACUGCAGAGGAAGCACUACGGAAAAAGGAUAAAGAAAUCGAGGUCAUUCAGCGUGCAUGUGUCACACGAGACGAAAAUCGUCUCCACUUAGACGAGAUAAACAAAGAGCUUCAGCGAAACGAGAGAAAAACGAAGAGCGAGAUUUCGGAGCUGCAAAUUGCGUUACGGGACGCUACAGAUGAAAAGAAACUCAUUAGUGAGCAAGUUAUCGACUUGCAAGAACGAGCGGAAGGACAGAUCUCAGUGGGCCACAUCUAGACUCAAAUUGCUGGCCGAAUUCUGCGAUGAAGAGAGCAAGCUGAGCUCAGCACUUUAUCACCAUAACAAUCUCUCUUUUGAUGAUCGGAAACCUCAUAAACAUAAACGAAAGACGAAAACCAGGCGGACUACGAAGAGUAAUGUGUCGGAAACGCAGCGCUAUGAUAGAGACGACAGCGAAAUGGACGAGGG
Molecule: messenger RNA, 1731 nt
Organism: Phytophthora nicotianae INRA-310
Lineage: Eukaryota; Oomycota; Peronosporomycetes; Peronosporales; Peronosporaceae
Exons: 5
Coding region: 1-1539 (512 amino acids)
Source: RefSeq, a predicted model, not a curated record